Triticum aestivum (bread wheat) is the source of this 375-nucleotide messenger RNA. RefSeq names its product BTB/POZ and MATH domain-containing protein 2-like. Gene Ontology annotation, biological process: protein ubiquitination. Bases 1 to 375 code for a protein of 124 amino acids. The record is from RefSeq and is a predicted model, not a curated record. NCBI's taxonomy places the organism in Eukaryota, Viridiplantae, Streptophyta, Magnoliopsida, Poales, Poaceae. The transcript has a single exon. Gene Ontology annotation, molecular function: protein binding.
AUGGCAUCAUCGCAGAGGCCGACAGAAAGGAGGGCGUCGAGGUGCACCCCAGUCAUGGCGCGGGCCACGCUCGCAUUCGAGAUCGUCGCGUACAGCCUGCAUAAGGGCAUGGGCAGCGGCAGAUUCAUCCGGUCCCCUCGCACCUCCGUUGGCGGCUACGAAUGGUGCAUCCGCUACUACCCUGACGGAGACGAGGGCGAGGAGGACCAUGUCUCAGUCUACCUCGAGCUUCUGAGCAAGGGUGCUAGGGCAAGGGCGCUCUAUGACUUGAGGUUGCUCAACCAGGCCAACGGGCUGUCAUCAUCGGUGACGUCCUGCUUGAAGUCGCCGACAGUGUUUGAUUCCGUCGACACCAUUAAGAACAAAUAUGCUUGA